AAAUGGAAGGGGUAUUUUUUUAUGACAUUUGAGCAUAAUCUUCCUUUUGCUGUAGCCAGAAAUACUUUAUGCAGCCUACAACAAGCAUAUUAAUUAUAUUUCAUAGUCUUCAUACAGUAGCAAAAUGGCCAAGGUAGAACUCACACCGCUGAGACCCUGGGACGAUUUCUUCCCAGGUUCUGACCGAUUUGCUAAACCAGACGUGAGAGACUUACCUAAAUGGAACAACAGGGUUGUCAACAACUUGCUUUACUAUCAGACGAACUAUUUGGCGAUGGCUGUCAUGGUUUUCCUUAUUGUGGGGUUCCUGAACCCUAUGGAGAUGUUCAUGGGCAUGGCGGUGGUGUCGUUGGUCUUCCUGGGCUCAGUGUGGGCUGGAGAGAAUAAGGCCAUGAUCAAGGACUUUAAGAGGCAGAACCCCACAUUAUUUGUCAUGGCAGUGAUGCUUGCCAGCUACUUCCUCAUGUCUCUCUUCGAUGGCGUCAUGGUCUUCAUAUUUGGGAUCACGUUUCCUCUUCUCUUGAUCUUUGCACAUGCCUCAUUUCGCCUUCGCAACAUGAAGAAUAAACUGGAGAAUAAAAUGGAGGGGGCGGGGCUAAAGAAGUCACCAAUAGGUAUUCUACUGGAUGCACUGGGCCAGCAGGAAGAGAGUCUGCAAAAGAUCCAAGAAUUCCUGGAAGGAAAACUAAAGGAAGGAUGAGAACUCCACACAGACACAGUCCCUGUGUUGUCGUAGGUCCCCUAUCAGCCUCCUUGGCCUCUGACCGGAUGGGAAAAUAUUCCUUUGCACACCCCCUUUUAACGUGCAGUCUCAUUGCAUGCAGUCAAUGUUGAAUAGGAAUGAUUGUAAUACAUCUCAGCUUGUUUGAAAACUUCAGCUAGAAACCGUAUUGCCUAUUGCACAUGCAAGUGUAUGUGUGUUUAGACUAGAGAACAUAAUUGCACAUGCAAGUGUAUGUGUGUUUAGACUAGAGAACAUAAUUGCACAUGCAAGUGUAUGUGUGUUUAGACUAGAGAGCAUAAUUGCACAUGCAAGUGUAUGUGUGUUUAGACUAGAGAGCAUGUGUUGAAAACACGCGUUAGUUUAAACUCAGGAUAUUUAUUACUCCACCCAAAACUUGUCAGGGCACUUUUUUUUUUUAAAGUAGUGAUGUCUGCAUCUCAAUAGUUCACACGUGAGUCUUCCCCAUUGAAUGGAUUUGUGUGUGUAGUUGGGCAAGUGUUUCCAAACCCUAUAUGCAAUAUUUAUACAACUUAUUUAUAUUUUGUGACUUUUGUAAAUAUAAGGAGUGAAAAUAUUGUGGCGCUAAAAGCAAAACUGUGACCGGACUGAUUGAGGUCACUUGGAUUGAAAAAUAAACAGAACUAUGUUUAUUGUUCCAUAGAUGAAUUCACAAUUUAUCUCGCAAAUUAAGCAGUAGGGAAUUAGCUUUUAAAGUGCUGUGCAUUCUCCCUUUUAUUGAUGCAAACAUUGCAAUGUGAAAAUGCUGAUUUGUGGAGAGUAGAACUUUACUACCUGUACUUUGCUACUAAGCUUUACUACCUUUCUUAUUGGUCUCAGUCCUCAGAAGAUCUGGAGGUGUUUAAUCUAUGCUUAAUUAUUUUCAAUUAAGAGGAACAACUGACCAGCUUGGCUAUGAAGGAGAAAUUGUGAAAUCACUGUAAAUUAUUAGUUGUGAAUUUUUGUUUUCAACAAGUGUUAAAUAAAUACAGUACCAGUCAAGUUUGGACACA
Salvelinus namaycush (lake trout) is the source of this 1734-nucleotide messenger RNA. RefSeq names its product PRA1 family protein 3-like. The record is from RefSeq and is a predicted model, not a curated record. The transcript has 3 exons. Lineage: Eukaryota; Metazoa; Chordata; Actinopteri; Salmoniformes; Salmonidae. Gene Ontology annotation, biological process: negative regulation of transport. Gene Ontology annotation, cellular component: membrane. The coding region runs from base 125 to 700 and encodes 191 amino acids.